Molecule: messenger RNA, 5787 nt
Organism: Dromaius novaehollandiae (emu)
Lineage: Eukaryota; Metazoa; Chordata; Aves; Casuariiformes; Dromaiidae
Gene: USP42
Product: ubiquitin specific peptidase 42
Exons: 19
Coding region: 556-4707 (1383 amino acids)
Biological process (GO): protein deubiquitination; regulation of apoptotic process
Cellular component (GO): nucleus; cytosol
Molecular function (GO): cysteine-type deubiquitinase activity
Source: RefSeq, a predicted model, not a curated record
GAAAAAAGUGCAUUUGCACUAAGUAGAACUGAAAAAUAGAGAUGCUUUUCAGUCUAAUCUUUCAGUUUAUAGUAAGAGUUGUAAGUAUGACAGGUGCAAAAAUAUCACCAGUAUUACUGCCAAAAAUUGUAUCCAAACAAAUAUUUGUUGGAAGGGCAGAAGAAACCCAGGCAGAAAUAAGUUUUCAACCCUUUACUUGCUCUCCUUUCCCAAGAUUUCUCUGAGAUAUACCCCAUCCGCUGAAUCCCUGAGGUACGUGGUUCCCGGGAGUGCAAAGCUGGGCCACGCUGCUCCUUCAGGACCUCACCGAACCGGGCUUGCAUGGGCCACUGCUUGCAGCGUCCCUGGGCCGGGAAGAAGGGACCUCAUGGUACAGGUUCAAUAGCCCUCCCAGAUUAACUCAGUAUCACAAACUGAUAUUAAAAUUGUGUUUAAAAAUUGUGCACGUUAUAGAAUGACAAGGAACCCAUUGCAACUGAUGCAGUAGAAAGCGAGAUAGAAAAGGAACAUUGGAAAGAAAGUGAUUAAAGUACCGGCCGAAUGCAGAUAUGAACAAUGACCAUAGUUAACAAGCCAAAAUCUUCAAAAUCUAAAAAGUCGUCCUCCAGACGGUCUGGCAAAUCAAAGAAACCCCGUACUAAAAAAAUGAAGUCACGCACCGCCAGUUGGGGUCGGGUACCACCUGCAGAAGAUCCAAACCAAGUCUCCGUGGACCAAGGACCUGGAGGUGCUAUUUAUUGUAGAUCAUCUGAAAAAUCUAAACCUUUUGCCCAAAGAGAUCUAGUCGUUAAUGACGGAAUUGCUCCGCCGCAAAGGAUUCUUUUUCCGCCUGAGAAGAUUUGUAUGGAUUGGCAGCAAACACAAAGUGUUGGAGUUGGACUCUACAACCUUGGCAAUACCUGUUUCCUCAAUUCUGCUUUACAAUGUUUGACUUACACACCCCCUCUCGCCAAUUACAUGCUUUCUCUUGAGCACACCCAAUCAUGUCGUGAGCAAGGCUUCUGCAUGAUGUGCACAAUGGAAACUCACAUUAACCAGGUCCUGUGUUGCUCUGAUGAUGCCAUCAAACCUACACCUGUCAUCAAUGACCUUAGACGAAUAGGAAAACAUUUCCGUUUUGGCAGUCAGGAAGAUGCACAUGAAUUCUUACGCUACACCGUUGAUGCUAUGCAGAAAGCGUGUUUGAAUGGAAGUACCAAAUUAGACAGAUCUUCUCAAGCUACCACAGUCAUUCAUCAAAUAUUUGGAGGAUUUCUAAGAUCCAGAGUAAAGUGCUUGAACUGCAAAGCAGUUUCGGAUACCUAUGAGGCAUUCCUUGAUAUUACUUUGGAUAUUAAGGCAGCUUCAUCUGUCACCAGAGCUCUAGAACAAUUUGUGAAACCUGAACAGCUGGAUGGUGAAAAUUGCUAUAAAUGUAGCAAGUGUAAAAAGAUGGUUCCUGCAUCAAAGCGGUUUACAAUACAUCGUUCUUCCAAUGUUCUCACAAUAUCCCUGAAAAGAUUUGCAAAUUUCACUGGUGGAAAGAUCAACAAGGAUGUAAAAUAUCCUGAAUAUUUGGAUCUUCGAGCAUAUAUGUCUCAGUCAAUUGGAGAACCACUGCUCUAUGCCUUAUAUGCAGUCCUGGUACAUAGUGGUGUUAACUGUCAUGCAGGACACUAUUUCUGCUACAUAAAGGCUGGUAAUGGACUUUGGUACCAGAUGAAUGAUGCCUCUGUAGUCCUUUGUGACAUCAAAACAGUUCUCAGUCAGCAAGCUUAUUUGCUUUUUUAUAUCAGGCGCUAUGAUUUGACGCUUGGAGAACGUGCUUUUUACUUACCAGCACCGUCUUACCCUCGUUCAUUCCUUGGUCAGCGGGGGACUAACAAUAAGCAGACCGGAUUUAUGGGACCACGGCUUCCUCCUCACAUGAUUAAGAAUUCAAGUCGUUUAAAUGGAAAUGGAUCUCUAAAAGAGGAUCCCAAUACCGUUGGUGUCACCCUGAAAAGGCCAUCUUCAGCUCCCCCAACAGCUUGCGUUCAAAACUGGGCAAUUACCAGGCCUUCAAUUACUGAUCCCUCAAAAAAACAGAAGAUCACUAUCAGUAUUCACAAUAAAUUGCCUGCACGUCAGACUGUGUCGCAGCCUGACUCUCUUAGCAGUGCUGUGGAGGAUGAGGAUCUAAGCAAGCCUGUUCCUUCAUCCACAAUUACAAAUUCUUCUGCAGCAGAGUCUACCUCAAAUGCAUCUACAAUGUCAGUUGCUACUAACAUUUCCAAACAAGAAGUUCCUGAUGAAAUUUUUGUCGAGCCAGCAGUGAAUGGAAAUCCUAAACUCAGCUCUGAUAACACAGUCCCUUACGGUGCAGAAUCUUCAGGAAAAUCUGAGGAGGAGUCGAAGGGCUUAUUUAAAAGGAAUUGCAACGUAGUAUCUUCUAAUGGAAUUUUGAUUGGAAAGGUAGUCCGUACAUUGCAGAAUUCCCAUUCUUCCUGUCAGAAUGCUGAAGAAGAAAGAUCCCAGCAUGAGCUGCCAAAAAAUGAUUCAUUAAAUGGUGCUAUUAGUUUAGAUAAUGAAUCUAAAGAAAAUGGACUGAAACUUGAUGAUUCCACUUGCCAAGUACAACCUGUUAAACCUUCAGAGAUUUUCUUUUCUAAAACAAAUGGAUUGCUUGAAACAAUGCCUAUAGCUUUGCCUCCAGUCCCUCAAGAAAUCAUCUUAGAAUCCCUCACAUACAGCCAGUUGAACAGCUUGUCAGAGGAAAUAAGUGUCCCUGGACCUCAAAAAUCUUCUGAGAAUGAUGCUCUUAUGGAAACUGUAGUGAUGGAAGCACUGUUUGUUUAUGAAGAAUCCAGGAAGGUUCCUUCUGACUUUAACUGUGAGGUCGAGAAUCUUUUUGUUCAAUCAGAUUCUGAAACCGUUUCUACCAAAGAAGAAGUUGCUGAAAGUAUUGUAACAAAAGCUGAUAAUGCACAUCCCAAUAUCAAUGGCCAGCACAAGGUCCGGAAAAGAUCCUUGGACGCUGAGGAUGAAUUCCUUGGGCAGUGUGUGUCUGAAGAGAGUGCAGACAAAGACAAACCAAGAAGAUCAAAAGAAUCUGAACUCAUUUCAAAAGAAAAUCCUUUGUACAUCAAAGGGUCUCCUGUGACUGAAGAGAAAUUAGGGCAAACUUCCUCUAUAAAGUCUGACAUUGAAUGUAGUUCUAAAAAACUUGCAUCUCUAGAUAUUACAGACAAAUGCCAAGAUACAAAAGACAUUUCUAAUAACUAUAUAGAAGUACCGCCUGUUAAUGACUCUUCAAUUACAAAGCUGGAUAAAGUUUUGGAGAGUCAAUUUUCUAGAGAAAGCGAGGGACUGAGUAAUAAAAAAUGUGAAGAAUACAAGCAUAGGAAAAAAUAUAAGAAAAAAAUAUAUGACUCUAAAAAAACUGACAAAGAGCACUACCGAAGGAAGAGAGAACACUCUGACACUGAAGAGAGGGAGAAGCAAAACAGAAGCAAAACAGAUGGUCAUUCUCACAAGAGGAGGUGCUCUCGCAGUGUGGAAACAAAUAAGCAAAAUCGUCAUAAGCAGGAGUACUGCAACGGAAGCAAGUACAGAUCUUCCCAUAAUGAAAGAAACAGCCCUGAUAAUGGCAGAAGCUCAGGAAAAUAUCCUCGCUACAGAUCCCGAAGCAGAGGGAGAACAGAACAAGACAGAAAUAGGUAUUAUCAUUCCAAAGGGGAGCGAACUUGGAGCAGAGAAAGAUACUAUCAGGAUGAACCACGGAGAUGGGAAAAAUGUAGAUACUACAACGAUUACUAUUCCUCUCAUGCAACGAGAGAUGGUAGAGAGAGAAAGUUCUCUCAUUGUGAUAAAGACUUUGACAAAUCGAGUCAAGCUUACAACAACAGGUCACAUAAGGAUUAUCAUUACAAAAGCAGAUGGCUUCACAAUUCACUCUCUCGAGAGGAAGAUGUGCAUCACUUUAGCAGUCACAGAGCAGACUCGCAUCAUUGUUCAGUACCUCAGCAGCAAUCUGAAAAAUAUUCUCGUGAAAGACAUGCACUUCCACCCAUGUCAGUUCAUUCAAAUUUUGAGGACUCCUCCCAGAAUGAUGAAAAAGAAAGAAACAGAAAAAGAAAAUAUUCCCGUGCAGAGGGGAGUGAAAGCGAAAUAGAAAAGAAACGCAGAAAGAUAGAAAAAGAGCUUUCAGGUGAUCAAAAAUUGAAAAAAUACAAGAAGGUCAAGAAGAAAAAGAAGUCCAAAGAUAAACAUCGAGAGAAGGAUUACAAACUUUAUGAUUUGGAUUUCUCUGUGCUCCACUUUGACAAUGACAAUCGCAAACGUAAGAAAAAGAAGAAAAAGAAGAAACACAUCAGGAAACUGAAAGGCUUCUUGGAAUACUUAGAUCCUCGUUUCCAGAAAAAAACACGGGAGAAGAAGGAAGAAUCCCGUCCUCCAGAUGGCUAUUUAUGUGAGCAAUACAGAAACCAGGGCAGUAAACAACUCCACAAGGAAGGGAAGCCUUCCAGUGCAGGUGAAAGCAAGAAAUACAGUUCCAUCACAUCCAGCGAGUAUAUGAAAGAUAUAGAUCUGCCUUCUCCUAAGCACACUGAAUUUGCAGUUAUUAACCCUCCAGAGGACGCUUUGCAAUUUAACACCUGGAGAAUAACUGAAGUAAUCCCUGAAGAAGACAGCUCACUAUCCAAAGAUGCAGAGCUUACUGAUGGAAGCCUUCAAUACUCAAACUAAAUCUACCAUCAAACCCAACAACUUAUUUACCAUCAAACCCAACAACUUAUUUACCAUCAAAACCAACAACCUACCAUCAAAACCAACAAAUAAACAUCAUCAAAACAAUACUAACCAUCAAAACGUAAAAAUUAUCAGAACAAUAAAAUUACCAUCAAAGCAAAACCCAAUCAUAAGUGGUGCUUCAGAUUUCUGUACAGAAUUUUACCAUGAAAGAACUUUUUUUUAGUUUUUAACUUGAGACUUUCUUUUUUAAAAUGUACUUGUAAUCCAAAAGGGUGGAAACUUUCUACAACUGCUGAACAUUGUAAAUUACCAUGUAAAUAUCUCACUGAAAAUAAUGCCCUGGAAUAGAACAUCUCAAAUGCUGCUUAAUUACAGACUCAGGUUGAUUGUGUGUUAUUCAUGUAAUGUUACUCCAAGUUAGACAUCUGGUGCAAGAGAGACCAGGAAACCACGGAAUUAUAAAAAUUGCAACUGACAGUCUGUAUAUUUAAUUUAAAGACUUAUUUAAAAUUUCACAAGCUCUCAAAUAACUAGAGUUUUGCAAGAGCUUCAUCUUUUUUCUGUGAUGUCUGACACUAGAAACUAAUUUACUUCACAUAUUUAGUUAUAUUCAAGAUCUGAAGAAAAUGUUCUGGUUUUCAACAGUGUGAAACAUACUGAUCAGAAUAUACUGUUCUGAAUGUAUCUCAGACUAUUUGUAUACUCUCCCAUAUGUUUUUAUUACUUUUUUUUUUAUAUAGUGUCACUUGUCUUGACUUAGUCUCAGUUGUCUGUUUUGUCCCGCUAAAGUUUCUAGUUACAGACAAAUUCAUACUGUGAUUUUUAUUUUUAUUAUUAAAUGCUAUCAAACUGUGAUGCACUUAUUAUUCACUGGUCCUGCAUCAGGAGAUGAGUGGGGAACCUGUAUUAAAUACAGUUCAUCUGAAUAAUCUGUCUGGUUUAUACAAGCUGUGUUGUUCAGAGAUGUCUAAACUUUGAUCUUUGUUUUUUUAAAGAUAAAAAGCACUUGCCCCACUGUAAAUAUAUAGCAUGUAAAAUUUAUAUAGUAUAUAAAUACAGCAAAGUUAAAAUGGG